Apaloderma vittatum (bar-tailed trogon) is the source of this 755-nucleotide messenger RNA. RefSeq names its product myoglobin (gene MB). The transcript is spliced from 3 exons. NCBI's taxonomy places the organism in Eukaryota, Metazoa, Chordata, Aves, Trogoniformes, Trogonidae. Gene Ontology annotation, molecular function: heme binding; oxygen binding. Gene Ontology annotation, cellular component: extracellular exosome. Gene Ontology annotation, biological process: oxygen transport. The record is from RefSeq and is a predicted model, not a curated record. The coding region runs from base 58 to 522 and encodes 154 amino acids.
CCUUUGGGGAAAGACAAACGGCUGUGGGGAGCACUUGGGGCCUGACUUCAGUGAACCAUGGGGCUCAGUGAUCAGGAAUGGCAGCGGGUCCUGACUGUCUGGGGGAAGGGGGAGUCCGACCUCGCCGGCCAUGGGCACGCAGUUUUAAUGAGACUCUUUCAGGACCACCCUGAGACCUUGGAUCGCUUUGAAAAGUUCAAAAACCUGAAGACCCCUGAUCAGAUGAAGGGCUCUGAAGAUCUAAAGAAACAUGGAGUUACCGUCCUUACCCAACUGGGCAAAAUCCUGAAGCAGAAGGGUAACCAUGAGGCAGAGCUGAAGCCCCUGGCUCAAACCCAUGCAACCAAGCACAAAAUCCCUGUCAAAUAUCUGGAGUUCAUUUCUGAAGUCAUUAUCAAGGUCAUUGCUGAAAAACACGCUGCAGACUUUGGGGCUGAUGCCCAGGCUGCGAUGAAGAAGGCCCUGGAGCUGUUCCGAAAUGAUAUGGCCAGCAAGUACAAGGAGUUCGGUUUCCAGGGUUAGCCAUAAGCACAGAGGAACACCACGAUGGAGGCCUGGCCGUGCAACUUAGAGUAGCUUCCCCAGCACUGUUUUGGACAUCUCACAACUGGCCAUCCAAGAUGUGUGGGAAAGCUUUGAUGAGAGGCCAAGAGUCACUCCAGGCAGCAUAUAGGCACUCAGAAUGAUAUCCAUGAUAAAACAUUGUUUCCUGGCUUCAUAUAUACAAGAGAAAUAAUCUGCUUUUUUAGGAAAAA